Molecule: messenger RNA, 1113 nt
Organism: Auxenochlorella protothecoides
Lineage: Eukaryota; Viridiplantae; Chlorophyta; Trebouxiophyceae; Chlorellales; Chlorellaceae
Product: Fructose-bisphosphate aldolase, cytoplasmic isozyme 2
Exons: 3
Coding region: 1-1113 (370 amino acids)
Biological process (GO): glycolytic process; fructose 1,6-bisphosphate metabolic process
Cellular component (GO): cytosol
Molecular function (GO): fructose-bisphosphate aldolase activity
Source: RefSeq, a predicted model, not a curated record
AUGGCUUCCGUCCUGGGAAACACCUGGAAGAACGAGUAUGCCGAGGAGCUGAUUGCCACUGCCAAGGCCAUCGUCGCUCCCGGCAAGGGCAUCCUCGCUGCUGAUGAGAGCACGGGAACCAUCGGCAAGCGGCUGGAGAGCAUUGGCGUGGCGAACGAGGAGUCUGCCCGCCGUAACCUGCGCGAGCUCCUGUUCAACACCCCCGACGCCAACAAGCACAUCAGCGGCGUGGUGCGUGGGGUUGUGGGCACGUUCCAGGCUAGGAUCCUGUAUGAGGAGACCCUGUACCAGAAUGCAAACGACGGCACGCCCUUUGCCAAGAUCCUGAAGGACCUGGGCAUGAUCCCCGGCAUCAAGGUGGACGCGGGCGUGGUCCCCCUCCCUGGCACUGACGGCGAGACGGAGACCCAGGGCCUGGACAACCUGGGCAAGCGCUGCGCCAAGUACUACCAGCAGGGCGCUCGCUUCGCCAAGUGGCGCGCGGUGCUGAAGAUCGGGGCCAAGGAGCCGAGCGAGCUGAGCAUCCACCAGAAUGCGUACGGCCUGGCGCGCUACGCGGUCAUCUGCCAGGAGAACGGGCUGGUGCCCAUCGUGGAGCCAGAGAUCCUCUCCGACGGCUCCCACGGCAUCGAGGUUUGCGCCGCGAUCACGGAGCGUGUGCUGGGCGCCGUCUACAAGGCGCUGAACGACCACCACGUGCUGCUGGAGGGCACGCUGCUGAAGCCCAACAUGGUGCUCCCCGGCGCGGAGGGGCCCAAGGUGGACGUGCGCACCGCCGCAUGGCUGACGGUGCGCACGCUGUCGCGCACCGUGCCCCCGGCCGUCCCCGGCAUCGUCUUCCUGUCCGGCGGGCAGUCGGAGGAGGAGGCCACCGCCCACCUGGUGGCCAUGAACCAGGUCACCGACCUGCCCAAGCCCUGGGCGCUGUCCUUCUCCUUCGGCCGCGCGCUGCAGAGCUCCACGCUCAAGGCCUGGGGCGGGAAGACGGAGAACGUGAAGGCCGCGCAGGAGGCAUUCAUCGCUCGCGCCUCCGCCAACGGCCAGGCCACGCUGGGCAAGGGAGACCUGGACGCCACGGGCGAGAGCCUGUACGUGAAGGACUACAAGUACUGA